AUAGAGAUAGUGCGCGACGCGUAAUCGCCAUUUUGCACAAUCAUUAACAUGCAAACUCGAGUCGUGCGACUUACUGGCACUUUUAUGUAUUUUUCAGAUAAGAAAAGUGACCGUCUCGCGGCGGAAUUGCACGUUUGUUUCGCCGCGUAGUUUGAGACAGUCGAUUUCGGUCUGCAAGAUUGGAGACGAAGAAACCGCAGCGAUACUAAGUAAAGAAAAGAAGAAAUAGAGAUAACGAAGAGAUUGAUAUUGUACGUGUGUCACAGUAGCCAGUCAGCAGCUCCGCCUUCUCUCGCUUGCACGUUGGAGCGGACAUACUUGAAACCGCAACGUUCCACACGUGACGUUUUACACACGCAACAGCUGCGCUGGAAAGGUGCAUGUGUCCCUGAAGGAGACAACAGUUUCUGACGGGCGUCGCCGUGAAUUGCAACGCGAAGAUAUCUAACUGCAUCUCUGAAGAGUCUUGGCCAACCAAGAGGAUGGCUCUGUCUGAGAAGGAACGGUUGUACACUCCGAGCGAAUGGAGCAAGCGGUAUGGAUCUGACGAGCUGCUUGAGCGAUUCUUCAAGUUCUGUGCAGAGGUUACGGAAAAGGCACGGAAGGACAUUAAAUGCGAACUCAAUGUGCCGUACGGUCCUACGGAGUGCGCAAAGUACGACGUGUAUGGCGUUGAUUUACCAAAAGAUGCACCGAUAUUUGUGUUCAUCCACGGCGGAUAUUGGCAGGAAUUCAGCAAAGAUCUCACUGGAUUCUCGGUACCCUUGUUCGUCAAAAAUAAGAUCAAAGUAAUAACAGUCGGCUAUGAUUUGUGCCCGAAAGUCAAGCUUGCGGACAUAGUAGCGCAGAUCAAAUCGGCUAUUGCGCAAAUAUUAAAGUACGCAGCUGAUUCAGGCUCCAAAUCCGUAUGCAUCGCCGGGCACAGCGCCGGAGCGCAUCUAGCUGCAGCUCUCUUGCACGAUAACGAUUGGAUCAAUCGUAUGACACGGCAGGGGCAUCUUGCGUUGUUAAAAGAAAUCGUACUUAUUGGCGGAAUCUACAAUAUAGCGCCUUUAACUGAUAUCCAAGGUGGAGAGGCCCUUAAGCUCACCGAGGAGGAAAUUAAAACACUGAGUUUGUCUAAGCUCAAUGAAGCGGGAGACCGUCAGAUUCAUGGCUUGAAAGUUACCGUGACCGUGGGUGAAUGCGAUUCCCCAGUAUUCGUGAAUGAGUCACGCGAAUACGCUCAGAAAAUCAUUUCCAUGGUGGAUAAUGUGGAAUACCUCCUGCUUCGAGAGAUUGAUCAUUUCAACAUAGUGGAAAACUUUCUGGAUCCAAAUUACCGUCUCGCCAAGAUGAUAUUGCAGUGUCUCCGACCCGACGCGAGCGUUCAUUAAGCAAAAUCAACAAAAAUCUCGUCUCUAUCACGAAGAUUUUACUUUGUACUCGCAUAAAGUACAGUCCGAUUUACUAAAAAAAUUUAUUAAGAAUUAUAAUUCAAUAUCAAUACAUUUGAGUUCAAGC
This is a messenger RNA of Ooceraea biroi (clonal raider ant), 1503 nucleotides long. RefSeq names its product kynurenine formamidase (gene KFase). The record is from RefSeq and is a predicted model, not a curated record. Gene Ontology annotation, molecular function: arylformamidase activity. Lineage: Eukaryota; Metazoa; Arthropoda; Insecta; Hymenoptera; Formicidae.